This is a messenger RNA of Brettanomyces nanus, 585 nucleotides long. RefSeq lists its product as uncharacterized. The transcript has a single exon. Gene Ontology annotation, cellular component: membrane. Gene Ontology annotation, biological process: regulation of peptide transport. Bases 1 to 585 code for a protein of 194 amino acids. NCBI's taxonomy places the organism in Eukaryota, Fungi, Ascomycota, Pichiomycetes, Pichiales, Pichiaceae. The record is from RefSeq and is a predicted model, not a curated record.
AUGGAGUCACUCUCCAAAACAAAGGUCAUUUCAAUUGGUCUUUCUGUGUUAGGCAUCAUUCUUGUCACGAGCAAUGAUGAUCCCGUGACUAAUCAGGCCUCUACAACAGAUAUCAUUUAUGGAAAUCUUCUGGCUUUGGCUGGUGCUCUCUGUUACGGUAUUUAUUCGAUUUUGCUCAAACUUAAAGUCAAAGAAGACUCUCGCAUAGACAUGAAGUUGUUUUUUGGCUUUGUAGGCUUGUUCAACUUCCUUUUUCUUUGGCCACCAUUGAUUAUAAUGCAUAAGCUUGGAUACGAAAAGCUGGAACUACCGCCCAAUGUUUAUGUGUAUAUGAUUAUUCUUGUCAACUGUCUCGCCUCUUUUUUGGCCGACUUUCUUUGGGCCAGAGCAAUGCUUCUUACAUCGCCGUUGACUGUUACCGUUGGUUUAUCUAUGACAAUUCCAGUGGCUAUGGUGUGUGAUUUUGUCUUCAAAUUUAAGUGGAACUCUCCAAUAUACAUGUUCGGAGCAGCUUUGAUUUGCGUAUCUUUCUACAUGGUCAAUAAGGACGAAAAGGUGGAUGAGAUUUAUCAGCGAAAUGAUUAG